CUUUGGGUUAAGGUUCCUUUUUCACGUUAAGAAAAUCUGUAACUAUAUAAUACCAAGGUGAUACGAUGUCGUUUUAUUGGCAACUUUGGCACUAGUUAUGGUAAAGCACACAGCUCAUUCUUCUUCGUCUUCUUCUUGUUCUUGCACCUGUAAUCAAAAUCUUUGGCGCUCGAACAGAAGAACCCUAGAAUUCACCUAAUCAAAUCACUCCUACUUCACUUCAUCAACAUUUUCAGCUGUAUCGAAUUUAAAAUUCGCAACGAAUUCAAGCAAUUCGACACAUGGAUUCGAGCUUCCGAGCUCCAAUCCAAAUGUUAUAGUUAUAGGUGCACGGGAAAUUCCGAUUCAUCUUCAACACAACGUCAGAAACCAAAUUUUAGUUUGUUUUUUUGGGGCAAUUAGAAUGGAUGCCAAGGACAUUCUUGGCUUGCCCAAAAACGCACAUCCUGUAGCACAAGAGAAGAAAUCCAGGCCUCAGAAAGACUCUCACAGAAAACCCGAUGGUAUUUCACGAGAGGUUUAUGCACUCACAGGUGGUGUGCCACCUCUUAUGCCAUCGAUCGAUUUGUCCCAAUUGAGGAAAAGGCCUCCAGCAGAUGAGAAGAUUACUUGGCAGUGGCUUCCUUUUACAAGUUCUGCUCGAAAUGAUAAUUUGCAGCUGUACCAUUGGGUCAGAGUUGUUAAUGGUGCACCACCAACAGGUGACUACUCUUUUGCCAAGUAUAACAAGUCUGCUGACAUUGUCCAAUACACAGAUGAGGAGUAUGAGAAACAUUUGACUGAUUCUACAUGGACCAAGGAAGAGACAGAUCAAUUGUUUAACUUGUGCAAACAAUUUGAUCUCCGAUUCGUUGUAAUAGCUGACAGGUUCCCAACAUCUCGAACAGUAGAGGAGUUGAAGGACCGAUAUUACAGUGUCUGCCGAGCUAUGUUAAUUGCUAGAGCUCCAUCUCCUGCGGAUGUUUCAGGGCACCCUAUUAUUAAGGAACCUUAUAACGUUUCUCAAGAGAGAGAACGCAAGCGAGCAUUGUCAAUGGUUCUCUCCCAAACUAAACAGCAAGAGAAAAAAGAUGUCGAGGUUCUUGCAGAAGCCAAAAAAAUAACUGAGUCUCGAUCAGCUGCAAAGGCAGCUGAAGAGGUGGAGUUGCCUGUUGCAUCAAAUGUUGGCACAGAAUAUACUGAGAGGACUACUAUUCCGGGUGAUACUGUGUCACCUUCUCCCAAUGUUCAGGUUCCAUCUACAGUAGUUGCUGCACCUUCAACAUUGGCGGCCGACAAUGCUGCAACUGUAGCUUCUCUACGCAUGCUUCGGGUAUAUUUGAGAACAUAUGCACUUGAUCAAAUGAUACAAGCUGCAAGUGCAUCUGCUGGGCUGCGGACCAUCAAGCGUGUCGAGCAGACUUUACAAGAACUUGGGCCUUUACAGGUUAAUCUAAAACCAAGGGUACCGACCAAAGCUGUUUGUGCGGAGCAUCUUGAAUUGAGGAAAGAAAUUCUGACCCUGCUCAAUCUUCAGAAACAGUUGCAAUACAAGGAGACAGAGGGUUCCUCUUUUCGCGAUAAUCCCUAUGAAGCACCUGGCACACCUAAGGUCAACUUCUUCAUUCAUCCAGACCGGAUGUUUAUUCCUGACUCAAUGAACUUUGGAGGGGAGAGAGCUGGUAAAAGAGACCAGAAACGCAAGGCACCUGGAAGAGGAGGAUCAGAAGCUCCAUCAUCUCCAGCUCAGUCUAAUAAAAGGCCUAGGAAGCUCAAGGCUUCAGAUCUGUAGUUCUCUAUGGUUGAGAUGGCAAUAUUAGCUUACUUAGCGGUGGUACCGGGCGGGCAUGAAGGUGAUUGCUCUUCUUAUAACUAACUUUUCUAACAGCUGAUAACGAUGUGCAAAGGAGGAGAGCUCCCAAGAUGUGUGCCUGUUUUGCUUUUAGGAUUUUUAGUAAUUGUAAUCAUAAUCCUGUCACUUUGAAUCGUUUAUAAAUUUGAGGCUUUGUUAGUAAAAUGAUGACUGGUGUUAUAAAAUUACAGAUAGAUAACAUGUUAGUUUUCUGUUAAUUUUGUCCCAGUUCAACAUUAGGAUCAUGAUCUUCCUUGUUGGAUAUAAUGUUCAUAAUUUAUCACCACUCCACUGAAUGGAUCUACAAAAAUAUUAGGAAAUGGAGUAUAUGUUUGGUA
Humulus lupulus (European hop) is the source of this 2169-nucleotide messenger RNA. Its product is annotated as SWR1-complex protein 4. Gene Ontology annotation, cellular component: Swr1 complex; nucleus; NuA4 histone acetyltransferase complex. The record is from RefSeq and is a predicted model, not a curated record. Gene Ontology annotation, biological process: chromatin remodeling; DNA repair; negative regulation of transcription by RNA polymerase II. NCBI's taxonomy places the organism in Eukaryota, Viridiplantae, Streptophyta, Magnoliopsida, Rosales, Cannabaceae. Gene Ontology annotation, molecular function: transcription corepressor activity. The coding region runs from base 404 to 1771 and encodes 455 amino acids. The transcript has 16 exons.